CGGACAAGAAACUGACUGAGCCACCCAGGCGCCCCUGAAAUAAAUAAAGAUUUAAAGAAAAAUUUUUAAAUAAACAAACAAACAUGAAACAAACAUAUCUGAACACUGGAUACUUGCGGGUGUAUUAACAAAUUAUUGUUAUGUUAUUAUUAUUAUUUUUUAAGUCAGCUUCACACCCAGCAUGGAGCUCAAUACAGGGUUGAACUCAUGAUGCUGAAAUCAAGACCUGAGGUGAGAUCAAGAAUUGGACACUUAGCCAACUGAGCCACUCAGGCAACCCCAAUUGUUGUUAUUUUUAAGUUUGGUAGUAAUAUCACAGCUCUGUGAUAACAAAAUAAAGAAUCCUUUUGCAUGUAGUAUGUAUACUGAAAAUGUAUAAUGGAUAUGAUGCUUGAGAUUUGAUUUAAAAUAAUGUGGUACAGGGGCCCCUGGGUGACUCAGUUGGUUGAGUGACAGAUUCUUGAUUUCUACUCGGGUAGCGAGUCAUAGGUCAUGGGACUGAGUCCUGUAUCCGGCUCUGCACUGAUAGUGGAGCCUGCUUGAGAUUCUCUCCCUCUCUCUCUCUCUCUCUCCCUCCCUCCCUCUGCCCCCUCCCCCACUCAUGCUCUCCUCUCUAUCUCAAAUUUAAAAAAUUAAAAAUACUUUUUUAAAUAAACCAAUGUGGUGUAUAUGUCAUGUAUGUGAAGGGGAAGGAGGAUGAUGUAAGCGAAGCACGACUGGCCACAUGUUGUAAAUGUUGAAGUGGGGUGAUGGCUACAGAAGGAUUGGUCUCUGCAUUUAUGUUUUUUUUUUAAUUUCCAUAAUAAAUUUAAAAAAUAAAUCCAAAAAUUCGGCCAGCCAACAUUUUCAAAAUAGCCUCCCUAGUGAUCAAAGAAAUGCAAAUGAAAAUGACAAGAUACAUUUUUCAACCGAUCGUAUUGGCAAAGGGUAGAGGAAUAUCAAUACUCCCUGCUGGUGAGGAUGCGACAAACAGGCGCUCUUCUGCAUUCCUGGUUUACUUGGUAUGACCUUAGUAUCACCGUACUAGAAAGCAUCUUGGCAAUAUGAAUAAAAAUCUCUAAAUAUGUGGAGGCCUUGGCCCUAGGAAUUCUACCUCCUGUAAUUCAUCCAAAGGAAAUGAUCAAACAAGGGUAUGAGAUAUCUGGUCAAAAAUGUUUAUUACAAGGUAAUUAUAAUAGUCAAAAUGUUUUAAUUAACCUAAAUACACACCAAUAAGGACAUGGUUUUAAGAAUAAGGAAGCGUCACAUUGUGGAUACAUACAGAGCCAUUAAGAACUGUAAUGCACUCUGGUCCUCCCCAUUCACUAGACAGACACAUCUUCUGGUGCAGGGCCAGCAGUGUCCCCAAGACACAAUGGUGAAGGUCAGAGUAAACGGAUUUGGCCAUAUCGGAUGCCUGGUCACCAGGGCUGCUUUUAACUCUGGAAAAGUAGAUAUUGUUGCCAUCAGUGACCACUUCAUUGACCUCAACUACAUGGUCUUCAUGUUUUGUUAUGAUUUCACCCAUGGCAAAUUCCACGGCACAGUCAAGGCUGAGAAUGGGACACAUGUCAUUAAUGGAAAGCCCAUCUCCAUCUUCCAAGAGCGAUAUUCCACCAACAGCAAAUGGGCUGAUGCUGGUGCUAAGUGUGCUGUGGAGUCCACUGGGGUCUCCACCACCAUGAAGACUGGAGCUCACCUGACAGGUGGGAUGAAGAGGGUCAUCCCCUCUGCCCCUUCUGCUGAUGCCCCCAUGUCUGUGAUGGGUGUGAACCGUGAGAAGUAUGGCAACUCCUUCAAGAUCGUCAGCAACACCUCCUGCACCACCAACUGCUUGGCCCCUCUGGCCGAGGUCAUCUAUGACAACUUCAGCAUUGUGGGGGGAUUCAUGACCACAGUCCAUGCUGUCACCGCCACCCAGAAAAUCAUGGAUGGCCCCUCUGGGGAGCUGCAGCAUAAUGGUGCCCAGAAUGUCAUCCCUGCUUAUACUGGCACUGCCCAGGCUGUAGGCAAGAUCAUCCCUGAUCUGAAUGGGAAGUUCACUGGCAUGGCCUUCUUUGUCCCCACCCACAAUGUGUCAGUCAUCGAUCUGACCUGCUGCCUGGAGAAAGCUGCCCAACAUGAUGAUAUCAAAGAGGUGACAAAGCAGUUGUCAGAGGGUCCCCUCAAGGGCACCCUGGGCUACACUGAGGACCAGAUUGUCUGCUGCAACUUUAACAGAGACACCUACUCCUCCACCUGUGAUGUUGGGGCUGGCAUUGCUUUCAAUGACCACUUUGUCAGGCUCCUUUCCUGGUAUGACAAUGAAUUUGGCUACAGCAACAUUAUGGUCCCCAGAGCCUCCAAGGAGCAAGAGCCCCCUGGACCACCAGCCCCAGUGAGAGCAAGAGGAAGAGAGAGGCCCUCAGUUGCUGGGGAGUCCUUACCCCAACUCAUCCCCCAACACGCUGAUAAUCUCCCAACCUCUACAGUUUCCAUCCUAGACCCUCUGAAGAAGGGGAGGGACUUGGGGAGACCUACCUUGUCAUGUACAGUCAAUAAAGUAUACUGUACCCAGCCCCCCAAAAAGCUAUAAUGUAGAUGUAUAUUUAUUAACAUGGAAAGAUGUGUCAUAGCUAUAUCAAGGAGGGGGAAAAUCAAGCUCCUAAAGCUAUGUAUAGUAAGAUACUUUUUUGUUCUUUAAAAAAUAGAAGGAAAAAUGGCUAACAAUGAUUACCUCUUGGUGGUAAAAACAUGGAUUAUUUUUGUUGCUUUUCUUUUGCUUAUUUUUUCACUUUUCUAAAUGAAUUUUGAGUAGUUUUAGCAUUCUAAAUAAUGAAUUCCUGUGUAAUCAAAAUAGCCUUUGCCUAAUGAAAUGACAUGAUAUCUAGAAUUUGCUCCAAUCAUCUAAGGUUGGGCUAUGGAUGAAACAGGUUUGGCUAUGAGGUGACAGCCCUUGAAGCUGGGUGAUGGGGUAACUAGGGGCUCAGUUUACUUUGUUCUCUACUUCUGUAUAUGUUUGGAAUUUUUUCAUUCUACCGUUUUCCCCAAUAUAUCCUUUUUCAGUCCAAAGUGACAUCUUGUCAUCUCUUGUCCUGUCCCUCCCACAAUACACCUCCAGAGAUCACAAAGUCCAGCACCUUGGCCAGAGACAUUAAUGCCGUCUGAUGUUUUGAUGGGUAAAAUGGCUCACCUCUCCUGUGGUCAGAAAGGCAUUGGGUUGGAAAUGCUCCUCCUGUGAGAUUCCCCCCUGCCCACCUUUCCAACCUACACAAGACAGGCGCCUGGGGCCAGAGGUGCAGACUUCAGUCAAGAGCUAACUGGCCCGCACAAGAAACAAAGUCUCAGGCUUAACACCUUUAUCAGCCUGAUUCCUGUGUCACCCUAUCUAUGAUUGCCUGCCAUUCCUUCCUCCCACGUGGGGCUCUCUCUUUCUCAGAGGGAGGAAGUAUGGGUUAGUGGAUUUGGCAUACCCAGCCUAGAGAUUGGCUCUUCUCACUUGGCUACUGCCCUGUGCUUUCUCACCCAGGCAUAUUGGCUAUAAAAGUACCUAGAAUGCAAAAAUCACCAUGAAUAUUCAUGAAGUCAUAUUACAAAUAAUACGUCUUUAAAAAUGAAUAAUCUUCUGGCUAGUCUCCCUGGAAAUUGAAUUCUUCUCCCACACUUGGAGUCACUUGGAGAUUGUUAAUAGUGUUGGUCAGAAAACGGCAGCCCAAAUCGGCUCCACCAUCUAAUUUCGUGUGACCUGCAGGUCUAGAAUGGUUUUUUACAUUUUACAUCAUUGAAAAAAAUCAGAAAAAUAAUAAUAUUUUGUGACACAUAAUGCAAAAUUAAGUUCAAAUUCCAGUGCCCAUAAAUACAGUUUAAUUGGAGCAUAAGUCACAAUCACUUGUUUACACGUUGCCCGUGGCUGAUUUCACACUACAAUGACACAGAGUUGUUUGUGAUACAGACCAUAUGGCCCAUGCAGCCUGAAAUAUUUACUAUCUGGCUUUUUAGAGAAAGAGGUUGCCGACCUCUGGCUUGAGGGUCUCCUAACUACUCUUGUGAUUCUCUCUUGCCUAAUAGAGCCGAACGGCAAUGCCAUCCUUUGCCAGUAAGUGAGACUGUCCUCCACACGUCAGCCUCAACCAUCCAGGUUUGAGGCUCUGGGUUUUAGACAAUUCAUUCACCCAUCCAAUGAAGGUGUAGCGAAUGUCAACUUUGUGCCACACGCAGAUUUAAGUUCUGGAUUCAUAGCAGUGCCUGAAACAAGCAAAAACCUCUGCUUUCUUGGAGCAGAGGUUCUACUAAAGAAAGAUGACC
Felis catus (domestic cat) is the source of this 4263-nucleotide messenger RNA. RefSeq names its product glyceraldehyde-3-phosphate dehydrogenase-like. NCBI's taxonomy places the organism in Eukaryota, Metazoa, Chordata, Mammalia, Carnivora, Felidae. Gene Ontology annotation, molecular function: NAD binding; oxidoreductase activity, acting on the aldehyde or oxo group of donors, NAD or NADP as acceptor. The record is from RefSeq and is a predicted model, not a curated record.